UCACUUUGGAACCUCCAAAGUUCAGGUUGCUGAAUGUGGUACUGGAGAGUUGAAUGAUGAGAGGAGAAUAGAAAUGACAGUUUCUGAGUUCAUUAACUCUGCUCAGUUCAGCAAAUCUACUGAUUGUGAUAAAUCCUUGCUGUAUUUAAAGGAUUGGCAUUUCGUAAAGGAGUUUCCAGAGUACGUUGCCUAUAAAACCCCAUUACAUUUUUGUGAUGACUGGCUGAAUCUGUAUCUUGACAAAUACCGCAUGCAUACCGAUCCUGAUACUUACAAUCAGGGAAAUGAAAUUAGUUGCUCAGACUAUCGUUUCGUAUACAUUGGACCCAAAGGCACAUGGACGCCUCUUCAUGCUGAUGUUUUCAGAUCAUAUAGUUGGUCAGCAAAUGUGUGUGGUAGAAAACAGUGGUACUUGUUACAUCCAGAUCAACAUCAUCUGAUAUAUGACAGGAACAUGAGAGUUUGUGUUUAUAAUAUCUUUUCAGAUGCUAAUGAAGCCAAGUUUCCUGGAUUUAAAAAGGCUGUUUGGUGGGAAUGCACUCAGGAGCAGAAUGAAAUAAUCUUUGUGCCUAGCGGAUGGUAUCAUCAAGUUCAGAAUUUGGAGGAUACUAUAUCCAUAAAUCACAACUGGUUCAACGCAUAUAAUCUACCUUGGGUGUGGGAUUUGCUUCUGAGAGACUACCAUGAGGCUCAGGAAUACAUUGAAGACCUUAAGGGAUGUGAUGAAUUCGAGGAGCUCUGUCAGCGCAACCUCGCUGCAAAUACAGGCAUGAAUAUCAUCGAUUUCUUUGUCUUCAUGGUGCGCUUAGCCUUUUCCAACAUGGUACAACUUUACAAUGUCACCACUGGAGCGAUGGCAAGGCAUUUUGUUUUCAACCUCGAAUGUAUACGAAGCAUUGCCUUGAAAAUGAAAUCCAUAGAUAUGGAUGUAAAGAAUGGAAAUUUAAUUGUUGAUAGAAGGAAGGACUUUGAGGAUCACUUGCUUGAAGAACUAUGCGCUUCUCUAGGAAAAACAUAUGGUUCCAUACAUGGGCACUCACACUCUCAAGCGGAAGAUCACACAUACAAAUUCUUAUUUAAAAAUUUAGAUUCAGAAUUUCAUAUCCUGUGUUGCCGUGUAUGUGAUUCUGAAGAUUUAGUCGCCCUUAUAAAUGACAAGUUGAUUAAAUUAGGUGGGUCUUUUGUUGCUUAGAGUUUGGUUUACAGGAUAUUUUUACUUCUAUAGUAAUUUACUAACAUGGUGUAAUUGCAGAUUUACUGGAUUGCACAACUAGCUGUUUCAGUUCCAUCACUUUGGAAAUAAGACUAAUGGGAUUUAACAACAUUAUUUCUAUAUUGAACCUGAUUUUAGAAUGAAGAUUACGGAGAGUGAAAAAGAAAGAUGGGGGCUAGGGUUUCCCCAAAGUACAGGCAAAGCGCCGUUCGCUUCCUUCCUCCAACAGCCGCUAGCAUCGCAUGCCAUCUUCUCCAUCGCAGGCCAUCACCUUCUCCACGUCGCUGCCAUUUUCACGUCGUCGUCUCCACGCUGCACAGACAUCGCAUGUAUUUCACUCUUCUUUUUUCUUCUCUCUUCUUCUUCUUCGAUGGUGACAACCUAUCAAUUGCGGCGGCCUAGCGAUGGUGGAGAUUUGAUGUUGGGGAGCGGGGAUUAUGAAGGCAAGUGAUGAGCGUUCGCGUCUUCGAUUAAGUACUGAUAUAAUCAAUUUCUGGCAACAAUAGGCAUCGUUGGCGCUAGCGCUCGCGUCUUGUAGUCAGACACGAUUUCGUCUCGUCGCCUGCCGCUGCCAUUGUAGGGGUAUAUCAGAGGUAUGCGAGGGUUGUGACGGGCUGGAUCUGCUCUGAACAGGUGGGAAGCUGGAGAGGGAUGCGAUGAGG
Messenger RNA from Cuscuta europaea, 1875 nucleotides. The record is from the annotation of a GenBank genome assembly. Lineage: Eukaryota; Viridiplantae; Streptophyta; Magnoliopsida; Solanales; Convolvulaceae.